Toxotes jaculatrix (banded archerfish) is the source of this 2766-nucleotide messenger RNA. It is a transcript of the gene cntfr, whose product is annotated as ciliary neurotrophic factor receptor. Gene Ontology annotation, molecular function: cytokine binding; cytokine receptor activity. The transcript has 11 exons. NCBI's taxonomy places the organism in Eukaryota, Metazoa, Chordata, Actinopteri, Toxotidae. Bases 268 to 1350 code for a protein of 360 amino acids. Gene Ontology annotation, biological process: cytokine-mediated signaling pathway. Gene Ontology annotation, cellular component: signaling receptor complex; membrane; external side of plasma membrane. The record is from RefSeq and is a predicted model, not a curated record.
ACUCGGAGCAGUGCGAGACGCAGAGACAGACGCACACGUUCUCUCUCUCUCCCUCUCUCUUUCAUGCACACACACAUGCUCAUGCACGCAGACGGCAACCGUCCUCUAUUGGACUGACACAACACACACGCCGGGAUAGACACACUCCCCUUGCUACAGUGGAGAAGAGGAUAAGAAGUGACAUAUUAGGAAAAAAAAGAAAUACAGAAAAAAGAGGAGGUUCACAGGUGAAGAGGAGGAUCGUGCUGACGUUUCGUCCUGUCCAAGAUGGCAAACCUUGUGACAUCGUUGUGCUGUGUAGUUCUGGCCGCGGUGGUGGUAGCCUACGCUCAGAGACGCAGUCAGCUUGUUGCUAGGAACCAGUAUGAGCGAAUGGGCAGUGAUGUUACCAUGCAGUGCGGCUCCCUGGACAGUGACGCAUCAGUGUCAUGGAAGGUGAACGGGACAGAUGUGAAGGCCCAGCACCGUCUAGAAGGUCCCAAACUGAUCCUGACCCAAGUGAACUUAGGCCACAACGGACUCUACAGCUGCUUUCAGAACCCACACGGAGAGAGGCGUGACACCAUCCUCCUCCACAUUGGCACUUCUCCUCGGGAGCCCACAGUCACCUGUCGAUCCAACACCUACCCUAAGGGCUUCUACUGCAGCUGGCACCUGCCGCAACCAACGUACAUCCCCACCACCUUUGAAGUGGACGUACAACAUAACCAGCGUUCACUGGAGGUGCAGAAAGAUUCUGUCCACAAGAAUCGCUGUCAUGUACGGUUUCCUGAGGUCUUCUCCAGCUUCCCUUACAAAGUUAAUGUGACAGCAGUCAAUGCCUUGGGGAAAGCCUUCACCACCAUCUCCUUUGAGGAGUCCAGUAUAGUCAAACCAGACCCCCCAGAGCGCGUGACGGCGACCCCGAUCCGUUUCAACCCUCGGAGGCUGGAGGUAUCCUGGCACAGCCCUGCCACCUGGCCUGACAUCGACAACUUCCCCCUGAAAUACUUCCUUCGGUACCGACCACUCAUCCGAGAUCAGUGGCAGCAUGUGGAACUUUCUGACAGCACUUCCCACACCAUCACUGACGCCUAUGCUGGGAAGGAAUACAUCAUCCAGGUGGCUGCCAAGGACACAGAGAUUGGAACAUGGAGUGACUGGAGCGUUGCUGUCCAUGCCACACCCUGGAUUGAAGAUCCUCUGCCCAUCACUUCCACAACUGAAGGAGAUUUUCCUACUGAGACCAAGACCUCCCCCAUACCGUCUUCCAACGCACCACAAAAAGCUGAACCUCCAGUGGGCAGAGCUGCCAGGCUCCUCACAUUUUUCUCCCCAUUGCUGUUAGGAAUGCUGCUGCUGUUCAUGUGAUUUAAAUGUCUUAUUCCUGAAGGGAGACGAGGAGGAAGAGGAGGAGGAGGCUUGUCUUUUUUCUAUUUUGCACAUGUUUCAAGGAUACAGUGCAUUGAUCAUUUCUUUCCAUCACACAGUCACUCACCAAGGUUACUUAGACAUGAAAUCAGACGAUGAUAAUGCGAUUCAGCAUUUUUUGAUCCAAUGGUGACAAAGAAACUCUUCAAAGGAACUUCUGAAAGCGGUAUAAUCAUCAACAUCAUCAUCAUCACCACCAACAGCAGCAACAGCAACAGGAGCAGCAACAACCACAACGACAGCAGUGAUAUCAGCACCAAUAGUCUUAUAUUACCCCCUGGUGGCUUUGAUGGGCCACAGCAGACUGAUCUGUUUUGGAAGACGACCGUUUAGUUUGGGAAUCUCCUCUUCAGAGCAAGAAAAUCAACUCCUACUAUGAGAAAAAAACCUCUUCAUUACCUUUUUGUUCUUUUUUUAUUGAUCGGUUGAUAGUCUUCAUUUUAACUUUCUUCUAAAAUCUCAGCACCGUACAGACAAACACACACACACACACAUAUAAGGCAUGUGUGUUUGUGUGUAUGGUAACCUCGUAGUCCCCAUACAGCUGAAUCAUCAUGCCAAAGACUCAACUCCACCCUCGACAAAAUGGUUCCCAAACUACUCACUGAGCUUCCUGAAGCCUGUGCCUGCCUUCGUCAGGGGUUGACAACCCCAGAAAGUUGUGUAUGUGUGUGUGUGUGUCGUACACAACACCUUACCGAUGCCGACUUUAACGGUAUGGGAGUCAAACUUGGGAGGAAUCUGAGGAAGCCUGCAGCUCCUGUUUGUGUAAACAUACCAUGUAAACGAAGAAGCCACAAAAAUACUCAAUCAGACUGAAUCUGUUCGCCUCCAACGACUGAAUCAAAAUGACGGGAGUGAGUCGUUUUUCGAUACGAGGACUAACACUUUGAAGAGUUCAGUAACGGUAGUCUGGCUUAUUUAGACAAUUAGCUUUACGUUCUGCUUUCAGCGAAAGGCAAGGAGGACCUGGAUUGUAAAAACAAAAUCAAAAAACAAAACAAAAAAAUAAAAUAAAAUCAAGUGGAUUUGCGACUGAGCAAUUCUUUGCCCACUCAUUUCUGGUUUUUGGUUCGACUUUGUAAUGACGGCGACAAAGUUGGUUAUUCAAACAUUAAUACGAGCUAUGUUGGUUUUCCAUUCUGCUCUGUGCUGUAAAAUACAAUAACACAAAACUGCUUUCCAAAUUCUGACGCCUUUACAAACAUUAAAAAAAAAAAAGUAUUUUUGCAGUUUACAUUUCAGUAGCCAAUAUCACCAGUUAAUAUUAUGUUAUUCAAAGGAAUAUUGAUGUGUUCUAUUGUAUUUUUUUUUUAUUUUAUGGACAAAUAAUAAAAACACACAUGUAGGACUUUA